GCUUUCGCUCAUCUCCUAGCUCUUGCUUAUACCAAGCCUUUCAAGCCAUGUCUAGGCAUUGAUCCCAUAUUCUCGGCCUUUCCAGGCAGCGGCUUGAAGCAGACUGCGAUACGAUGAAUGUCGACACACUCAGACGACAGUAGCGAGAACGCCGAAUGGCGUCUCAUGCCGGCCCUAGACUUCACAUCCCAUGUUUGUGAGAAUAUACUUGCGACGAUAAGGGAUGGUGGGGUCUGCGGUAUGGCUGAAUACUUUGAAGUAGGCGUAUUCGAGACCUUUUAGCUCAUGUUUACCAUGAGGUAUGGAUGUAUAAAGUGUUCCAAGACGCCUGUGUACAACAGAGCAUCAGCUUGAUUCAAUCAUAUCCGCUCAUCUCCCGACCUUCAUCCGCCUUCACUACGCCAUGAAGAACUAUCUUUCCAUCGGAGUCACAGCCCUCUUGGCAUCACAAGCACUUGCUGGCGACGACGAUUGGCUGAGCCCAGUCUACAAGCAGAUAUUCCAGAACCCGCUUCCUAUCCCCCAGGAUAAGGCCAAAUCAUACACCUACCGAAACGAGACCACAGGGAAUGAGAUUGAUUUCUACGAGGUCGAUGUGAAGCCAUUCACACAGCAAGUCUACCCUGGGCUGAAGCCGGCUAACCUUGUUGGGUACGAUGGAGUAUCACCUGGGCCUACUUUCCGCAUGACCAAAGGUCGUGAAGCCAUUGUUCGUUUCAAGAAUCACGGCCCCAAAGAUCUUUCAGUGCAUCUUCAUGGUUCCUAUAGCCGAGCACCUUUCGAUGGAUGGGCUGAGGACACUACCAAGAACGGUCAAUACAAAGACUACUACUACCCUAACAAGCAGAGUGCGCGGACUUUGUGGUACCACGACCAUGCAAUUCAUCAUACUGCGGAGAACGCCUACUUCGGACAAGCGGGCUUCUACAUUCUCCAUGACCCUGCUGAGGAUGGAUUAGGGCUUCCUUCGGGCUCAUACGAUGUACCUCUGGCACUGGCCUCAAAGCAGUACAACAGUGACGGCACGCUUUUUGAUCCGGCAAGCGAGACCGUUUCCCUCUGGGGCGAUGUCAUCCACGUCAACGGUCAACCAUGGCCUUACCUGAAGGUGGAGCCACGCAAGUACCGCUUCAGGGUGCUCAACACAGCCAUCAGCCGUGCCUUCAAGCUCACUCUCGAGGACCCUGCUGCUAAAAAGGUUCCGUUUCAUGUCAUCGCCGCAGACACUGGUCUCAUGUCCAAGCCUGUGCAAACCGACAACCUCGAGAUCUCAAUGGCUGAACGCUGGGAGAUCGUCGUCGACUUCAGCACAUACGCCGGAAAGAACGUAACGAUGAAGAAUGCCCGCGACGUGCAAGCAGACGAGGACUACAACAGCACUGACAAGGUUAUGCGAUUCGUUGUCGGUUCCUCCGUCUCUAGCACAGCCGGCAACGGCGCUCUGCCAGGCUCUCUCCGCACAGUCCCGUUCCCACCGAAGAAGAGUGGUAUCGAUAGGAGCUUCAAGUUCGGACGCACCAACGGCCAAUGGACAGUCAACGGCGUCACCUUUGCCGACGUCAACAACCGCAUCCUCGCAAAGCCUCAGCGCGGCGCUGUCGAGGUCUGGGAGCUUGAGAACUCAUCCGGCGGCUGGAGCCAUCCCGUUCAUAUCCAUCUCGUCGACUUCCAGAUCCUGAGCCGCACCGGAGGUAAACGAAGCGUUCUGCCCUAUGAACGAGAAGCUUUAAAGGACGUCGUCUUGCUUGGUACCAACGAAAAGGUUACAGUUAUUGCUCGUUACGCCCCAUACGAUGGUGUAUACAUGUUCCACUGCCACAACCUCAUCCACGAGGACCAUGACAUGAUGGCUGCUUUCAACGUCACCAGCCUUGCCAACUUCGGCUACCCCGAGACAACCAAGUUCAUCGACCCGAUGGAGGAGAAGUACCGCUCCAAGGAUAUCAACGACCACGACGACGAGAGGGAGCACAUCUAUGAGAAGUGCGCUGAGCUUGAGGCUCUGGAGGCUUACACUGAACCUGAGAAGGUUGAAGAGGCGCUUGUGGAGUACUGGGCCAAUGGAGGAAAGGGACCUAGCACGCUAGUCACCAGCACUCGACCAGCUUCUUCUUCAUCCUCAUCCUCUUCGUCUGCUACGGGCACGGUUGCUUCGUCUACGGCAUCGCAGACAAACACUUCCUCUCCGACAAUAACUUCAGCACCCAAAACGACUAGUACAAGUACGAAGACGGAUGACAAGAAGACGUCGACAUCGUCCACAAGGAGAAGAUAGAAGAAUUUCGAAGGUUUCAUGGCGUUGCUUUUCUUUUUGUAUACAAUAUUCCAAGGCGUUCUAGAGGCUGGUGGGACACAUAUCAUGACGACACGACAUUCCUUAGAUAACGAGAUCAUUUCAACGAUAUUCUCUCCUUCACUGCACUCGCACUCUCAGCCUGCUGGUGUGAACAUGUGGCCCACGUAGAAACAGUGCGACUGAAACAAUCGAAAGAUGCAUGCUCGGCGCUGCCC
Molecule: messenger RNA, 2511 nt
Organism: Alternaria rosae
Lineage: Eukaryota; Fungi; Ascomycota; Dothideomycetes; Pleosporales; Pleosporaceae
Product: Cupredoxin
Exons: 2
Coding region: 404-2275 (623 amino acids)
Molecular function (GO): oxidoreductase activity; copper ion binding
Source: RefSeq, a predicted model, not a curated record